AUGGGCUCCUCCUUGCCCGGCCCCAAGCAUCGCCUCCCCUCCAGGAGCUCGCAGCUCACCUUCCCAGCGGCCUCUGCAAGGACCUCUCUGGUCCGUGUGCUUGUGGUUUCCAGGGAGGAGGGUGGCAAGGACAAGUCCAUUUCUGCAGGACUCCAGGGACAAGCUGGCCUACACAGGAAGCUGGAGGAGCGGGGAGGUGCUGAGUGGGGUGGAGUAGAGGAGGGGAAGUGGAGGGAGGAGGAGCUGGGCAGAGCAUGCAAACGCAAAGAGCAAGAACCAAACAAAGACAGGAACAAUUCCCAGAAGAAAUCCCGCCUGGUGUUCACCGACCUCCAACGCCGAACACUCUUUGCCAUCUUCAAGGAGAACAAACGGCCGUCCAAAGAGAUGCAGAUCACCAUUUCCCAGCAGCUGGGCCUGGAGCUUACGACCGUCAGCAACUUCUUCAUGAAUGCCCGGCGCCGCAGCCUAGAGAAGUGGCAGGACGAUCUGAGCACAGCGGGCUCCUCGUCCACCUCCAGCACUUGUACCAAAGCGUGAUGGAAGGACUCUCGGUUGGGCACAGGUCACCUCCAGAUGAGGACAACCGACACAAAAGAAAACACAAAGGAAAAAGACACCGGAUUCUUAGCUGGGGCCCUUCACUGGUGAUUUGAAAGCACAAUUCUCUUGAAAAGAAACUUCUAUUCUAGCUGUAAUCAUAGGCCAGGUGUUCUUGUUUUGUUUUUUUUAAUGGCUAUGGAGUCCAAGUGCAAGCUGAAAAUUAAUCUUUUUGAACCAGACCUCGUCCUCUGAGCAUGCUAAGCAUCCCAGAAAUCCAAAUGGGGGGCCUUCCUGGAGCGAGUUGAUUUCAGUGUGGUGUCAGCCAAGCUUGGGAUCCCUUCAGAUGUCAACAGUCCCACUUUGGGCCCUGUUGCAGUCAGAGUUCCCACAUGUCAUGGUGGGAAUUUGUCUGUGUAAGGAUUCUGAGUUUGGGCUCCCAAGAUGCUACCAUGAGAGAUUCUUCUAGCAACAAGAAUGACCUCAUCCAAGUGCUUAGCCUCAUCAUACCACACAGUACACCAAAGCUCACAGCCAUAACAUAAAAACAUCAGAAUGAUAAUUACUGAGCACAACUUUUAAAUACGGAAAUUAAAAAAAAUCUGAGGACCUGUUUUUCCAACUCAGGCAUCGUUUCAUUGAAUGGUUUAGAAAGCUUUAAGUUGAUCCAGUUUACAGUUUUCUUUUCCUUACCUCCUGGAAAUCUCACGUGGUCUUGGAUCCAUCAAAAAAAAAAAAUCAGUUCUCUUGAGCUCAAUGUAUCAAGCACAACGUAGAUAAACAGAGAAGUAAGGAAGGUUCUGGAUUCACCACAUCUGGAUUUUCAAGACACUGAUUGUGAAGUCAUUAGGGAAUCAUUGGGAAUAUGGCUUCAAGCACAUUUUGCAGUUUGCUACAAAUUCUGUUUGUACAUAAUGCAGACGCACACUCAGGAGGCCAAUUUAACUGUUACGGUACAUGGAGCAAAUGCAGCAUUUUAAAAGAUCUAGAUUUUUUUUUAGAUCAUUGAUGUGUCCUUCUCGGUUAUUAGUCGCCUGGUUCCUCCUAUUGUGCAUUGUAACUACCACAUGAUUCAUUCUCACUCUUUUGAAUUUCAGUUGUUUCUUCAUCCAUCCCAUCGGUAGGGACGUUUUUCAGUGUUUUCUAGCAAGAAAAAGAAAAAAGAAGUAAUUCAAACCGCCAUACGUGUUCCUCAUGAGGGUCAUCUAGUCCCAAAUCUCUUCCAUUGUCGAAUCAUCCUUGCAAAACAGCUGAGUAAAUCUGGAGAAAACACAGCACACCAAAGAAGCAGAAUACUGCAAACCAAAGACAUUUAUUACUUGCCAUUUUCUAGCCUAAAAAUACUGUGAUUACUUUUAGAAAUCAGAAAACCUCUGCAACUCCGAAUGGCAUUCAGCUCUUGCAUUUGGCUCACCAUCGGGCUGAGCGGUCCGGCUAGCCGAGCCACCCAGGGAGUGGCUUUGCCACGCCAGCUCUGGGUCCUGGCUGUCACCUUCCCACAGCAUGCGGAAGAGCGCCCACAGAACUCUGGGAGGUUGCGAAGGUCACGAUGUGCAUAUUUACCAGUGAAUGGCCCCAGGUGGGCCCCAUGGGGGUGUUCCAAGCAAGCCAAACGCUGCAAUGAUUCUUUACAGACACUUGAGACUGACUUUUUUAUGAAUUACUUAAUCGAAACCAAAGAAACUUUUUCUGCACCUACUUCUGCAACAAACAAAACUGUUCCAUUAAAAUGAAUAAAUAAAUAAAUACGUAAAUCAGUGAAAAUCACCACCAACAAGAAGGAAGCACGCCAGAAAAAAAA
Molecule: messenger RNA, 2341 nt
Organism: Odobenus rosmarus divergens (Pacific walrus)
Lineage: Eukaryota; Metazoa; Chordata; Mammalia; Carnivora; Odobenidae
Gene: ONECUT2
Product: one cut homeobox 2
Exons: 2
Coding region: 1-540 (179 amino acids)
Biological process (GO): regulation of transcription by RNA polymerase II
Cellular component (GO): nucleus
Molecular function (GO): RNA polymerase II cis-regulatory region sequence-specific DNA binding; DNA-binding transcription factor activity, RNA polymerase II-specific
Source: RefSeq, a predicted model, not a curated record